Molecule: messenger RNA, 21024 nt
Organism: Podarcis lilfordi (Lilford's wall lizard)
Lineage: Eukaryota; Metazoa; Chordata; Lepidosauria; Squamata; Lacertidae
Source: the annotation of a GenBank genome assembly
GCGGAAGCGGAAGGGGCCUCCGCCGCCCCCGUCUCGCUCGCCUUCCUCGUCCCGCAUCCUCCCGCUUUCCUCGCCGGCUGCCGGAAGAGGCGGGUCUCUCUCUCUCUCCCGCUUCCGCUUCCGGUGCCCCGUUGCCGGGGAGACGCCUCCCGGUCCAUGGCGGCCAUGAGCGAGUUCCGGCUCCACCACGACGUGAACGAGCUUCUCCGGCUCCUCCGCGCGAGGGGCUCCUGCGGGGAAGGCGGCGCCGAGGGCUACGUGGAGCUGCUGCAGAGGAGCCAGAGCGGGCCCUUCCUCGCCACCUCCGCCGCCGCCCUCGGAGCCAAGGCGAGCCGGGGCCCGGGGGGGGGAGGGAGGGAGGGAAGGACCCCCCCGGGACCCCGCCCGGCCCCCUCCCUCCCUGGGUGGCCCCGGGACCCCCCAAGGACUCUCCCCGCCGGGCGCUGACCCCCCCCCCGUCUCCCCGCAGGUGAAGAUCGCGGAGUUUUCUCGGACGCCGGAAGACUUUCUGACCAAGUACGACGAGCUGAAGUCGAAGAACACGCGGCACCUGGACUCGCUGGUGCAGCUGCUCUCCAAGCUGACCGAGGACAAGGAGGUGAGGAGAGGCGGGCGGGGACAGGAAAGGAGACCCAGAAAGCAGUUCCAGAUCCGGGGAAGGGAGGCGGGUCCCCCCAGAAGCAGCCCCAGCCAGCCAUUCCUCAGCCCAGCCCAGCGCUGGCUCCCCGGUUCCCCAUCAAGAGAAGAAGCAGAGGGUGGGACCUGCAGCCCGUGGCUGGAGGGUCCAGAGCCCCCGCUCCCCUCUCUCCCUUCCCACCCGGCAGACUGACAAGAGACAGACAGCUUGCUCUGGCCUGAGGCCUGAAUUUGAAGUCGGCCCCCCGAGGGCUGCAGGUUGCCCACCUCGGCUGUCAUAUAUCAAGACUGGGGAGGGAGGCAGCUGGGAGAUCCACUCUCCUUGUGGGCUGUGGCUCUUUGGUGCCGUUCCUGAGUUCUGCUUUUUGUGGGGCUUUUGCAGACCCUCCAGUACUUGCAGCAAAAUGCCAAGGAAAGGGCAGAGCUAGCAGCCAAUGCAGCGGCCAACAGUGGCGGAGCCAGCAGCAGCGUCACUUUCUCCAUCCCCUCAACAACAGCCAAAAUGACCGCCCAGGAGCUGGAGGAGCUACGGAAGCAGCUGGGCACUGUCACAACCAGCUCCAGCGCCCCACAGGUCCCUCUCUUCUCUCGGGUCCCCUGGUUUGUUAUUUGGGAAGGGAGGGUUCUGCUGCAGCCAAAGCCUUUGGGAUCUCUCUCUCUCACACGGCAAGCCUAGGAUGGGGAAGCCAGUGACCUCAGUGGGCAGCUGCAGGAGGUCCUUAGCUGGGCUCCCUGUAGUGCCUACUUCAGAGGAAGUUCUGCCUUGUCCAACGCUCCGGGCGGGUGGGCUGGUCUUCGGUUUGCCAAGGGGACUAGGGGUGGGUCCUGAGAGGCCUCCCUGGGUGCAAAUACUGUGCCAGUCUCUUUUGCCCUCUGAGCAAAGGGGGCAGGAACUGGCAGCGAGUGGGAGCCCAGCUGCCACACACCCUGCUGCCAUGGCUGCUUGAUAGUUCAGUGUCUGGGCUGGCCUGUCACUCACUCUCUUCCUUGGCAGUCUCUUGAGCUGGUGCGGAAGUCGCUCAGGGACAAGCAGAACAGGAAGAACUCUGGGCAGCCCAUCCCGUCCUUUCCCGCCUGGGUGUAUGAGAGGCCGGCCCUCAUCGGGGACUUCCUCACGAGCUCCAGCCUGAGCCUGGACACCACGGUGCCUAUAGGUGAGUCUUGCACGAGAGGAGCAGAGGGUCUCACAGCUUGGGGCUGUUUCUGCCUCCCCUGCCUGCUGGAUGUUUCUCUGGGACCCUUAAUGGGCAGCUGGUGAUGCUUUGCCAACGUGGGUCUGGGCAGUGCAGUGCGGAAGGUCCAGAACACAAGAAGAGUGGGGCGGCUGGAUCAGGCCAAAGGGGCCUAUCCAUUCCAGCAUCCUGUCCUCACAGGGGCCCACCAGAUGCCCCCAGUGGGAAAUCCAUUGGCAGGAUCCAAGCCCAAGAGCCCUCUCCUCUCCCAUAGCUGCCAACAACUGCCAGCUUAUCAUAGAUUAAAAACACAUGAAUAUGAGUAGAGUUUUAUUUGUGAGCCCAGCAGGCACAAUAAAAAGUGUCAAACAGCUUGACGUAUAAAAAUAAGCACACAAAACCGUUUCCAGGUACACAAAGGCAGCCACCUGCCAAAUGCCCUCUCCUCUACCGGUGGUGGGAGACCCUGCUCUUUUUAAGAAUGGCCAGCUGCCCUUUUGGCCCUCAGGCGGGUUCCCCAGAUGCAUUUGUUUGAGUGGCGCCGGUGCAUGACGUGCCGCUUUCCUCUGCCAGGGACUUUGCCACUGGCAGCCCAGGAAUCUGCUGUGGUGGAGGACUUGCUCUACGUCUUGAUUGGGGUGGAUGGCCGGUACAUCACUGCGCAGCCACUGGUGGGCAGAGAGAGCCGCACUUUCUUGGUGGAUCCCAACCUGGAUAUGUCAGUCAAGGAGCUGGUCACCAGGAUCCUCCCCGUGGCAGCGAGCUACUCCAUCGUCACCAGGUAGCAGCCUGGGGUUCCUCAUCAUGGACGGAGCUGGGGGAGGCGAAGAGGACGCAGCGACAGCCUAUGUCCCAUCCCUCCGGCUGAGGGCUGGGGGGGGGGCCUCUGGGGUUCCUCCCACCUGGGGGCUGCAGCAGCUCAGAGCCCCAAAGGCCCCUGGAGCUCAGAGAACCUAGGGAGCUUCCUGCUUCCUCUCAUUGCUGAGCUGCACAAGAACAAGGCUUCCUUGCAUCUCGGGCAGGGGGGGCUUGGAGGUGGCAUUGGUGGGCCAUGUUUCUGGUGGGGCCCAGAGGUGCUGGGGCUCGCUUCCAGCAGCAGCUCUCUGUCCUGCGCCCUGACAGGUUCGUGGAAGAGAAGUCUUCCUUUGAGUACGGGCAGGUGAACCACGCGCUGGCGGCCGCCAUGAGGGCCCUGGUCAAGGAAUACAUGACCCUGGUGACGCAGCUGGAGCACCUGCAGCGCCAAGGCCUGCUCUCCCUGCAGAAGCUCUGGUUCUACAUCCAGCCCACCAUGAGGACCAUGGAGAUCCUGGCUUCCCUGGGUGAGUGCGGGGCAAGGUCUCUCUGGGGGGCAGUGAGCAGGGUGUCUUUCUGGGCAGCCGCCUUCUCUGUCUGCUUGCCUCCUGCUCCCCUGGAGGGGGCAAGGGAGGGAGAGAGGCUUGGACCUUGGAGCCCCAGUGCCAGGAGAGGCCGAGAUGGCUCUCCUUCAUCAAGGGGGGCGGUGGAAGGAGCUGGGUCCGUGUGUGCAGGUGGGUCUCUGGCUCUGCCCACCGCUGGGAUGUUGCUGCAGGGAGGGUCCUUUCAAGGGAGUCCAGCAGCCCACAGCUGAAAGGGGUUCCCUCGUGCCACAGUCAGUCUCAGGUGAGGCCAGUGAUUGGGUCAUUCCUUUUCCUGGGGGCAGCAAAGUCAAAGGGGCUCCCUCUGGGCCUACCCACCCCCUGGAGGGAGGACCAGGGCCCCCUGGGAAUGCCACUCCUCCUCCUCCCCACAAGGAGCCCCAUCCCUCAGCCCUAGAAAGAGGAGCUGCAGGGGAGCUUCCUUUGUACACACAUCCCCCCCCAAAUGCUGUGGAAGCCUCCAAGUCCCCCCUACCCUGGUGCCCCAGAGCAGAAAGGGGCAUCCUCUGGCCCCUCCUUAUAUUGGUAAUAAUUUUUAUAAAGUUGCCACAGAGGGAUGUCGGGAUGUCUUCAUUUUGAUUACUGUAUAUAUAUUACAGUUUUUAAGGUUGAUCUCUUCUGUGAACCGCCCUGAGACCUCCAGGUAUAGGGUGGUAUAUAAAUUCAAUUAAGAAGAAGAAGAAGUUUGCAAUUACAAUCCGAUAAUAGCCUCAUUAUAACAAUACCAACUUAUAAUACAGUUAUUAAAACCCGUCCCCUGGCCCCUCCUGCUGACUGCAGGAAUAAUGCUGGCGUGCUCGCUCUCAGUCUGUGAGCUGUACACUAUUUGUUGCUUUUGCAGAAGCUUCUAUCAGCUGAAUAGGGUGGGGUGGGGGGACAUUCUUUGAAUAAACAGUUCUACAUGAUUCAGAUUCAGCACAGCGGAUUGGCUGGAGCACCUCAAUCGCGAUAAGUGCACUUGAGGACAACCAGGGAGUGGCAGAGGUUCUGUUCCUGAAGUGGUUGCCAGUAGCCUCUUUUCAGAGGUUCUUGGGCACCUUUGGGGGCCAUAAGUGACCCCUGAGAGGCAGGUUUCGCUUCACCAACCCCAAGGGCCCAUUGAGCCUUGCGGAAACCCUGCCUCCACUCUGGGUGCUCACCUCGUAAGCCGGUGUCCCAGGCCAUGGUCCAGAGCAGCCAUCUCCUGCUGACCCCUUUUCAGAUGGGGGAGCUCCUGCAACAUCCAGGUGUGUCUGCCAUGGAUGGGCACCUGUGCCCUGACCAACCCUGGCUUCAGCGGCACGUGACUCUUCUUGGCAUUUGCUUCUUGUUGCAGCCACUUCUGUGGACAAAGGGGAGUGUGUUGGAGGGUCAACACUCAGCCUGCUGCACGAUAAGACGUUCAACUACACGGGAGACAGCCAAGCCCAGGAGCUCUGCCUCUACUUGACCAAGGCUGCCAGUGUUCCCUACUUCGAAAUCCUGGAGAAAUGGAUCUACCGAGGCAUCAUCAAUGAUCCCUACAGGUGGGCGGAGGACCCUGUGGUCCUUCUCUUGGCAUGUGAGCUGGAGAAACCUCUGUGGUCUGUUUGGGAGUCCAAGCAGGGCGCUGUGUCCUGGGACUGCCUGGAUGAAGAGCCCUGGGGAGCCUCCUGCUCUGCGCCUCCCUGCCACGGGCCUAACCGUUUUUUAAUUCCACAGUGAAUUCAUGGUGGAAGAGCAUGAGCUCCAGAAGGAGAAGAUCCAAGAAGACUAUAAUGACAAGUACUGGGACCAGAGGUACACGAUCGUCCAGCAGCAGAUCCCCUCCUUCCUCCAGAAGAUUGCAGACAAAAUUCUCAGCACAGGUGAGGAGCCAAAUUCCUGCUUGACAGGAAAGCGGGAGGGGAGGAGGGAGGGUCAUGCAGUGGAUGGAGAAGCCCCCAGGCGGGCGGGGGGGAGCAGUUGUGGAGUGCCUGGGAGGUCUGGUUCCCUUUGCAGCUCUUCCCUUCUGCCUCUGGGCGAGUCGUAUGGAGGAUAUCCUGUGAGAUUUUUUCUCAAGCUUCAAAAGCCGAUCAUUGUAUUUAUCUGCCUUCUUUCCAUUGCCCUUCCGUCAAGGAGGGAGAUGACAGAUGAAGAAAUUGAGGGGAUCCUCAUCAAAUUUGCAGAGGAUACCAAACUGGGAGGGGUAGCUAAUGCUGCAGAAGACAGAAUCAGGAUGUAAAAAUACCUUAACGGAUUGGAGAAGUCAGCCCAAACUAACAAAAUGAGUUUCAGCAGAGACUAAUGUCAGGUUCUGUGCUUAAGUUUCACGCAUUGGGAGGAUGAGAGGGACAGCAGGGAAGGGAGAGGAAAUGUGCUCAUUUGUUUGUGUACAAGGUCUGAACAGCGUUUAGUGAAGAGCUGAGCCCGUCCUCAUGUCCCUUUGUCCCUUCCGUCCUGCAGGGAAGUAUUUGAAUGUCGUUCGGGAGUGUGGCCGUGAUGUCACUUGCCCCCUGGCCAAAGAGGUCAUCUACACACUGAAGGAGCGAGAAUAUGUGGAGCAGAUCGAGAAAGCCUACAACUACGCCAGCAAAGUGCUGCUCGAUUUCCUCAUGGAGGAAAAAGAACUUGUGGCCCACUUAAGGUUUGCUUCCUUCCAGUGGCGUCUCUUGCAGGCUGCUUUUCUUCUCCAUGCCAGCUGGGACAGUUUUAGGGGCUGCUGAUUUGGGAAAUGAAGGGGCAAAAGUGUGGAGGAGCUUGUGCUUUCCCAGCAGGGGGCGGGAAGCAGGCACUUUCAUAGACUUGCCCUGAGGAUGCAGGAGGAGCUGGGUGGAGGGGCAGGGGCCAUGGGACCCCCACUCCAAGAGAGAGUCCUCCCAUUUCCUGCCUCCCAGCUGAAUUGCAAGGGGCUGCUUUAUUGCAGAUGGCAUAAAGAUACCGUAUUUUUUGCUCUAUAAGACUCACUUUUUCUCUCUUAAAAAGUAAGGGGAAAUGUGUAUGCAUCUUAUGGAGUGAAUGCAGGCUGUGCAGCUAUCCCAGAAGCCAGAACAGCAAGAGGGAUUGCUGCUUUCACUGUGCAGCGAUCCCUCUUGCUGUUCUGGCUUCUGGGAUUCAGAAUAUUUUGUUUCUUAUUUUCCUCCUCCAAAAACUAGGUGUGUCUUAUGGUCUGGUGCGUCUUAUAGAGCGAAAAAUACGGUACUUGCAGCACUUCUUAUUCCAAAAGCCAGGUCCGCUUCUUCCUGUUUCUACCGGGCGGGAGGAGGCAGGCGGUGGGUGAGGGGUCCCUCCUGCCUCCUCUGUUCCUGCCGCAGUGAGUUGACUGGUGGCCCCUUUCUGUGAGCAGGUCCAUCAAGCACUACUUCCUCAUGGACCAGGGGGACUUCUACGUCCAUUUCAUGGACCUCACCGAAGAGGAGCUGAAGAAGCCGGUGGACGACAUUGUCCCCACCCGGCUGGAGGCUCUGCUGGAGCUGGCCCUGCGGAUGAGCACAGCAAACACAGACCCCUUCAAGGAUGACUUGAAGGUAAAGGAUGCCCGGCACCAAUGCAAGGCCUCAGAGCCCCAGAGGUGCUGCCGGUGUCUCCACAUUGAGCCUGGGCAACCCCGCAAGUGGCUUUGGCUUGUCUAGCAGGGCUCUGGGGGACGUUUGGUGUGGAGCCCUUGCCCACCCAACCAAAGAAAAGACUUUUUGCAGAUAAAGUUCCUCAGAGUCAGGAAGAGGUAGACUCCACCAUGGAAGCAGGGUCAGGCCAGGAGAGUGCUAGAAUCCUGUCUAGUCAAGUUGCAUGGAAUCAAUUCCAAUCUGUUACCUCUGAGGAUGUGGACAGGCUGCUUAGACGAGUGAAACCAACCACCUGUCUCCUUGAUCCUUGCCCAUCCUGGCUUAUAUAUAUAUUUUUUUAAAUAAUAUUUAUUAAAGUUUCAAAGGGGAAAAAAAGCACAUUAAUAAAAAAAAAUUAACAAUAAAAAGGAAAAAUACAAAGUAGAAAAAAAAGAAAAAACAGUUAAAAACAAUUCCAUCUUUUCCUCACUUCUUUUACGUUUACUUGUUUCCCGGACCUCCUCAUACCUCCCUCUUUUGUAUUCCAAUUCAAUUUGUUAAUCCAACAAUUCCUUUCCCUCCUAAUCCUAAUCCUUAGUCUUGAUAUAUUGUAAUGUUAGAUUUUUACAUAUUAAAAACCAAUUUUUCCAUAUUCUUUUGUACCUAUACAGCUAGAAACCACUUAACUUCAAUCCAACAUCAUUCUAACAUUCAUUAAUUUUACAAUAUUUCUGUAAAUAGUCUUUAAAUUUCUUCCAAUCUUCUUCCACCGACUCUUCUCCCUGGUCACGGAUUCUGCCAGUCAUUUCUGCCAAUUCCAUAUAGUCCAUUAAUUUCAUCUGCCAUUCCUCCAGUGUGGGUAAAUCUUGUGUCUUCCAAUGCUUUGCAAUGAGUAUUCUUGCUGCUGUUGUAGCAUACAUAAAGAAAGUUCUGUCCUUUUAACACCGAUUUGGCCGACUAUGCCCAGGAGAAAGGCCUCUGGUUUCUUCAAGAAGGUAUAUUUAAAUACCUUUUUAGUUCAUUAUAUAUCAUCUCCCAGAAAGCCUUAAUCUUUGGGCACGUCCACCAAAGGUGAAAAAAUGUACCUUCAGUUUCUUUACAUUUCCAACAUUUAUUAUCAGGCACAUGAUAGAUUUUUGCAAGCUUGACUGGGGUUAUGUACCACCUGUAUAUCAUUUUCAUAAUAUUUUCUCUUAAGGCAUUACAUGCCGUAAAUUUCAUACCUGUGGUCCACAACUGUUCCCAGUCAGCAAACAUAAUAUUAUGUCCAACAUCUUGUGCCCAUUUAAUCAUAGCAGAUUUCACCGUUUCAUCCUGAGUAUUCCAUUUCAACAGCAAGUUAUACAUCUUUGACGAAAUUUUAGUUUUGGGUUCUAACAAUUCUGUUUCUAAUUUUGAUUUUUCCACCUGGAAGCCGAUUUUCUUGUCCAAAUUGUAUGCCUCCAUUAUCUGAUAAUAAUGAAGCCAGUCUCGCACUUUGUUUUUUAGUUUUUCAAAACUCUGCAGUUUCAAUCUAUCUCCAUCUUGUUCCAAAAUUUCCCAAUAUUUCGGCCAUUUGACCUCCAUAUUGAGCUUUUUCAAGGCUUUCACUUCCAUCGGUGACAGCCACCUUGGAGUUUUACUUUCCAAUAAAUCCUUAUAUCUUAUCCAAACAUUAAACAAUGCUUUCCUGACAAUAUGGUUUUUAAAUGCUUUAUGUGCUUUGACCUUAUCGUACCACAGAUAUGCAUGCCAUCCAAAUACAUUGUUAAAACCUUCUAGAUCCAAAAUGUCAGUGUUUUCAAGAAGCAGCCAUUCUUUCAACCAGCAAAAAGCUGCUGAUUCAUAAUAAAGUUUGAAGUCUGGCAGGGCAAAUCCACCUCUUUCCUUUGCAUCUGUUAGUAUUUUAAAUUUUAUUCUGGGCUUUUUGCCCUGCCAGACAAAUCUAGAAAUAUCUCUCUGCCACCUCUUGAAACAGUCCAUUUUGUCCACAAUUUGCAAUGUUUGAAACAAAAACAACAUUCUAGGCAAUACAUUCAUUUUAACCGCAGCAAUAUGGCCCAACAGUGAAAGCUUCAAAUUUGAUCAAAUUUCUAAAUCUUUUUUUCACUUCAGCCCAACAUUUUUCAUAAUUAUCUUUAAAUAAGUUCCCAUUUUUUGCUGUCAAAUUGAUCCCCAAGUAUUUAACUUUCUUAACCACUGUCUCAUUCUGAAACCUCUCUCUCUCUAUUGGUGUUAAAUUUUUCUCUAAAGCCUUGGUUUUUACCUUAUUCAAUUUAAAUCCUGCAACUUGACCAAAUUCUUGAAUCAAUUCUAAAACCCUUUUGGUACUAGAUUCUGGCUCCUGUAACGUCAGUACUAAGUCAUCUGCAAAUGCUCUCAAUUUGUACUGUUUAGCUCCGACCUGUAUACCUUUAACCAACUGGUCCCUUCUAAUCAUGUUCAGCAAAACCUCCAGGACCGAAAUAAAAAGCAGUGGGGAAAUUGGGCAACCUUGUCGUGUCCCUUUUUUCUAUCUUAAAUUCUUCCGUCACCACAUUAUUUACAAUUAAUUUAGCCUUUUGUUCUGAAUAAAUUGCACUUAUACCGUUUUCAAAGCCUUGACCUACCCCCAUACCCUGUAGGUUCUUCUUCAUAAAACUCCAAGAAAUAUUGUCAAAAGCUUUCUCCGCGUCCACAAAUAUCAAAACUGCUUUAGUGUUUAUAUUCACUUCUAGUUUCUCCAAAAUAUCAAUUAUGUUCCUCAUAUUGUCAGACAAGUGUCUACCCGGGAGAAAGCCCGCUUGAUCCUUGCCCAUCCUGGCUUAUAAAAGCUAGCCGGGAAGGGCUGGGCGAUGGACUUCGCGGGGUGAUGAAUGCUUCCCUCCGUGAGGGAGCCUUCCUAGACCUGCUAAAAGAGGCGGUUAUCAAACCACUUCUUAAAAAACCAUCUUUAGACGCGGCCAAUAUGGCCAACUAUCGCCCAGUCUCAAAUCUUCCAUUCUUGGGCAAGGUGAUUGAGCGGGUAGUUGCUGAACAACUCCAAGCACUCCUGGAGGAUGUGAACCAUUUGGAUCCCUUUCAAUCGGGAUGCAGGCCUCACCAUGGGACUGAAACUGCCUUGGUUGUGCUGGUCGAUGAUCUCUGGCAGGUUAGGGACAAAGGUGAGAGCUGUUUCCUAGUUCUGCUGGAUCUCUCAGCGGCUUUUGAUACCAACCACCAUAACAUCCUUCUGGACUGUCUACAGGGGCUGGGAGCUGGGGGCACUGUCAUACAGUGGUUCUGCUCCUUCCUCCUGGGCCGUGAUCAGAAAGUGGGGGGGGGGGUGAGUGUUCAGACCCCUGGGCUCUCACUUGUAGGCUGCCUCAGGCUUCCGUCCUCUCCCCCCCCCCCCCCAAUGUUUUCAACAUCUACAUGCAGCCGCUGGGAGAGAUCAUCAGAGGGUUUGGGCUGAGUGUUCAUCAGUAUGUGGAUGAUACUCAAGCUCUACCUCUCUUUCAAAUCAGAACCAGUGAAGGCGGUGAAGGUCCUGUGUGAGUGUCUGGAGGAUGGAUGGCGGCCAACAGAUUGAGGUUGAAUCCUGACAAGACAGAAGUACUGUUUUUUGGGGACAAGAGGCGGGCAGGUGUGGAGGACUCCCCGGUCCUGAACAGGGUAAUUGUGCCCCUGAAGGACCAGGUACGCGGCGUGGGAGUCAUUUUGGACCUGCAGCUGUCCAUGGAGGCGCAGGUCAAUUCUGUGUCCAGGGCGGCUGUCUACCAGCUCCGUCUGGUACGCAGGCUGGAAUCCUAUCUGCUUGCGGACUGUCUUGCCAGAGUGGUGCAUGCUCUAUGCUUGGACUAUUGCAAUGCGCUGUAUGUGGGGCUACCUUUGAAGGUGACCCGGAAACUACAACUAUUCCAGAAUGUGGCAGCUAGACUGGUGACUGGGAGCGGCCACCGAGACCACAUAACACCGGUCUUGAAAUGUAGGUACAUUGCCUCCCAAUACAUUUCCAAGCACAAUUCAAAGUGUUGGUGCUGACCUUUAAACCCUUAAAUGGCCUCGGUCCAGCAUACCUGAAGGAGCGUCUCCACCCUCAUCGUUCUGCCCAGACACUGAGGUCCAGCGCUGUGGGCCUUCUGGUGGUUCCCUCACUGUGAGAAGCCACGUUACAGGGAACCAGGCAGAGGGUCUUCUCGGUAGUGGCACCCGCCCUGUGGAACGCCCUCCCACCAGAUGUCAAAGAGAAAAACAUCUCACCUUCGCCACAGCUUUAAGAAGCCUCACUGAGGCAUUGGGACAUCGCUGCUGCUGCACCGUGAGUGUUGGGGAAGGCCGCUCCCUCUUCAGGCUGAUUCCACCAGGCCUAGGGGGCGGGGCCCAGACUCACCUUCGCCACAGCUUUAAGAAGCCUCACUGAGGCAUUGGGACAUCGCUGCUGCUGCACCGUGAGUGUUGGGGAAGGCCGCUCCCUCUUCAGGCUGAUUCCACCAGGCCUAGGGGGCGGGGCCCAGACUCACCUCCGCUACUGUUUUAAGGACGCUGAAAGCUGCCGCAGCAAUUGUUAAAAAUGUUUUUAUAUAUUUUAAAGUAUUUUAAAGGUGUUUUUACUUUUUACUUUAUUGUACCACCGUGAACAGUGGUUUUUAUCUAUGUAUUUUUAUUUUGUUCUGUUUUAUUGUGGUUUGGGGUGGGGAUUGGUUUUGCUUAGGUAGAAUUGUUUUCAGUUUGGUUUGGUUUUUUAUUUUGUAAAUGGAGGCUUGUACGAGGCUUGGGAUUGCUACCGUGGAGGGGCGAGGGAGGUAUGGUGGUGGGGGCAGAUGUUAUAGGCGAAGGGGAUCGAGAUACGGAUAUGCUCGUACCCCCUUCCAAUCUGCGCCCCAUCCCGAGGGACGAGGGUAGGGUGAGCAAGGAUUACUCACCUCCGUCACUGGUGUUGUGCAAUGCCAGGUCUAUAGGCAACAAACCGCCACUCUGCGAGAUUUCUUUACCUCGCAGGGGGUUGACCUGGCUUGUGUGACGGAGACCUGGGUACGCGAAGGGGCAACAGUUACCUUACGAGAGAUGGCGCCCCCGGGUUUCUCCGUCCUCCACCAGUCACGGACUGUGGGCCGGGGGGGAGGGGUGGCAUUAUUAAUCCGGGAAGAUUGUCCUUUCAGGGCUCUACCAUCGCCAUCGAUCCCUGGCAUUGAAUGUGUUGGCCUAGUGUGGGGCUCUGAGGUGAGCUUGGCUGUCUGGCUGGUGUACCGGCCACCUAGCGCACCAGCAGCCACCCUGUCAGGCCUACUGGAGGCGGUGGCCGGCUGGGCCUUGGAGUUCCCUAACCUAUUGGUAUUGGGGGACUUCAACAUCCAUGCUGAUGCCACUCCCUCCUCACAGGCUCUGGACCUGGUGUCUUCCAUGGCAACACUAGGGCUCUCCCAGUUUGUUUCAGGCCCCACACAUCAAGCAGGCCACACGCUGGAUUUGAUCUUUGGCGUAGGUAUAGAUGUGAUCAUGUCUCCUUCAAUUAAGGUGCCAUGGUCUGAUCACUACGCUCUGAAAGCCAGGAUUGACUUUCCACCCCCACCCUGCUUAGGUGGCGAGCCGAUUUGGGCUCGCCCGCAGAGGCUGAUGGACCCUGAUAGAUUCCGUCAAGCCUUGCGGGACCUUGCUCCCCUGGCGACUCAUUGACUGAGCUUGUUGAGGGCUGGAAUACCCAGCUCCUGGCAGCCAUAGAUGAGAUCGCACCUAAGCGCCCUCUGCGACUCCGCAGAAACCGGGCUCCCUGGUUUACCGAGGAGCUUCGGAAAAUGAAGCGGGACCUCAGACGGCUAGAGCGAGUAUGGCGGGGUGCCCGUGACGGAGCCUCAAGAACAUCUUAUAGGGUUUUUAUGAAAACCUAUGAGAUGGCGGUGAAGGCCGCUAAGAAGUCUUACUUCUCGGCCUCCAUUGCAUCCGCUAGCUCUCGCCCGGCGCAAUUAUUUAGUAUAAUUAGGUCUUUAACGUCCCUUGAAGGACAGCCAAAUUUAAAUAACAAUCUGACACAUAGCUGUGAGGCGUUUGCGAAGCUUUUUUGCGGAGAAGGUCCUGUUGCUCCGCCAUGACCUCCCUGCCAAUUUGGAUACAAUAAAGGAACUGGAGGCCCUGACUGUCCUCGGGUCCAGUAUUGGACCACUUUGAUCGGAUAUCCCCAGCCGAUGUGGACAGACUCCUCCGAGCUGGAAAGCCCACCACCUGUCCUCUUGACCCGUGCCCGUCUUGGCUGAUUAGAGCGUGUCCAGACGAGGUGCGGGCCCCCCUGGGGGAUAUCAUCAAUUUGUCCCUUGGCACCGGGAUAUUUCCAGGGGAAUUGAAGGAGGCAGUGGUGCGCCCGCUCUUAAAGAAAACAUCAUUAGAUCCCUUAGAUCUAUCCAAUUACCGCCCGGUUUCGAAUCUUCCAUUCCUGGGUAAGGUGAUUGAGAGAGCGGUUGCUGAACAGCUUGGUAGGUUUCUGGAUGAAACAUCGGCUCUAGAUCCAUUCCAGUCUGGCUUCCGCGCUGGUCAUGGGACCGAGACGGCUCUGGUCGCCCUAACAGAUGAUCUCCGUAGGCAGCUGGAUCGAGGCGGGUCGGGGCUGCUGAUUCUUCUAGAUCUGUCAGCAGCCUUCGACAUGGUUGAUCACGAACUCCUGGACCACCGCCUUGCCGACGUGGGGAUCCAGGGCACAGUCCUUCAAUGGCUGCGCUCGUUUCUCUCCGGUCGGGGACAGAGGGUGGCGCUUGGGGGAAUUGUCAUCCCGCCACUCCUUGGUGUGUGGAGUGCCUCAGGGUGCGAUACUCUCCCGAUGCUUUUAACAUCUUUAUGCGCCCUCGCCCAGCUUGUCCGGAGUUUUGGGCUGGGUUGCCAUCAGUAUGCCGAUGACACCCAACUCUAUCUGUUGAUGGAUGGCCAUCCUGACUCGGCCCCAGACACACUGACCAGAUGUUUGGAAGCUGUGGCUGGAUGGUUACGCGGAAGCCGGUUGAAGUUAAAUCCUUCGAAGACAGAGGUCCUCUGGCUGGGACGGGACGAUAUGGGAUUGGGGGCAACUCCCAUCUCUUGCGGGGUGCAAUUAGUGCCAGCACCGUCCGUUAAGAGUUUGGGUGUAAUCUUCGAUACCUCCCUCUCUAUGGAGGCGCAGAUUACAGCUAUAACAAAGGCGGCAUUUUUUCAUCUCCGCCAAGCUAAGCAGUUGGCCCCUUAUCUCUCUCGCCCUGACCUAGCCACUGUGAUCCACGCGACGGUCACCUCCAGACUGGAUUAUUGUAACUCGCUCUACGUGGGGCUGCCCUUGAGACUGACCCAGAAACUCCAGCGGGUGCAGAAUGCCGCGGCGAGACUCCUUAUGGGGUCUUCGCUGCGAGAUCACAUUCAUCCGGUACUAUACCAGCUGCACUGGCUCCCGGUGGAGUACAGGAUCAGGUUUAAGGUGCUGGUUUUAACCUUUAAAGCCCUAUACGGCCUAGGACCCUCGUACCUACGGGACCGCCUCUCCUGGUAUGCCCCACAGAGGAACCUACGGUCUGCAAAUAAAAACAUCCUGAAGGUCCCAGGCCUCAGAGAGGUUAGGCUGGCCUCAACUAGAGCCAGGGCUUUCUCGGCUGCGGCUCCAAUCUGGUGGAACGCUCUGUCACAAGAGACUAGGGCCCUGCGGGACCUGACAUCUUUCCGCAAGGCCUGCAAGACAGAGUUGUUCCACCAGGCCUUUGGUCAGGGCCCAGCCUGACUCCCACCUCCGGCAACCUACACAGAACUUUGCUCAACGGUUGCCAUUAAUUUGAUUUUAAUUAAUUUUUAUAAUGAAAUGUUUUAGAAUGUUGGACUAUUUAAUUGUUUGAUUAUUUAUUUGUUGUUAGCCGCCCUGAGCCUGGCUUUGGCUGGGGAGGGCGGGAUAUAAAUAAAAUUUUUUAUUAUUAUUAUUAUUAUUAUUAUUACUACCCCACUUUUAGAAGACAUAUGAAGGCAGCCCUGUUUAGGGAAGCUUUUAAUUUUUGAUGGACCAAUGUAUUUUAAUACUUUGUUGAAAGCCGCCCAGAAUGGCUGCGAAAACCCAGCCAGAUGGGUGGGGUAUAAAUAUCGUUAUUAUUAUUAUUCCAGGUUUUUUAAGACUACUAUGGAGUGUUUCUGCUGGUUCAGGGUUUGACUUUGGCCUCACGGACUGUCAGUGAAUGAAAAUUCAAAUAUUUGCUAUCAUUUGUUUGUUGACAGUCUAGUCACAUGCUCUGUUUGGCAGUUUGAGUGUCUGACUGGCCUCCUUCCUCUCGCGGCCCUUUUCCCUCUUUCCAGGUUGACUUGAUGCCCCACGAUCUCAUCACGCAGCUCCUGAGAGUCCUGGCCAUCGAAACCAAGCAGGAGAAGGCCAUCAUCCACGCAGACCCCACGGAGCUCUCGCUCAGCGGCCUGGAAGCCUUUUCCUUCGAUUACAUCGUGAAGUGGCCUCUCUCGCUGAUCAUCAACAGGUAAGGCAGAGCAGCUCAGCUGAUGGUGGCUCAUCCUUUCCAUCCAGAGGGGGCAGAGCACAGCCAGCCAUUGGCCUGAUCCUGAUCCUCCUUCCUCCGUGCAUGUGCCUCAGUCAAUGCAUCAUAACUCUGGAGGGGAAGGGGGUGCUGGGAAGGCCUCCUUGGUGCCUCUGGAGGAAAGAGGGCUGGCUGGCCCCUGGCCCUGGGGUAACCUGCCUUGGCCCCUCCGGGCCCUGGCCAAGCAGCGGCUCCUCCACGCCUCUCCCCGUCUCCUAGGAAGGCCUUGACGCGCUACCAGAUGCUCUUCCGGCACAUGUUCUAUUGCAAACAUGUGGAGCGCCAGCUGUGCAAUGUCUGGAUCAGCAGCAAGACGGCCAAGCAGUGCUCCCUGCACUCCUCCAAAUGGUGAGCUCUCCCAGAGCCAAGCAGGCCCAGUCGCCAGCAGAGUCUCUGAAGGCGGAGGCCUAGAGCGGAGCCUGGCCCCUCCACAUGUGCCGUGGGUGCUCAGCCCACUGAGCUGUGGCCGCUUCCUGGGCCUUCCUGCUUUCUGCAGAAUGAACACCCUCUUGGAUGGACGAGGCCAAUGGGAGGGCAUUGGGCUGCUGGGUCCCCUGGCAGCAAGAGGGUCUCUCCCUGCAAGUCCUCUGACCCUGGGAGCUCCCCCUUCAGAUUCUGGAAGGGGGCACUGAGGCUUCAGAAGCCGCUCAAGGGGCAAAGACCUUGGUAGCCAGAACUGGCUGCGGGGGGGGGGGGUUUCCUCCUUGCUGCCUUCCUCCCCCCCCCCCCCAUUGCAGGGCUCCUCCUGCCUGGCACUGGUUUGGGCUCCUUCCUGGGCUUCUGGGCAGCAUCCUGCAGCCCCACAGGGGCUCUCCUCCCAUCUACCCCUCCAGGCUCCUCCCUCUCUCGUUCCCAGGUUUGCUGGCGCCUUCACUCUCCGCCAACGGAUGCUCAACUUUGUGCAGAAUAUCCAGUACUACAUGAUGUUCGAAGUGAUGGAGCCAACUUGGCACAUCCUGGAGAAGAACCUGAAGUCGGUCAGUUUUGGGCCAGUGGCUCUCAGAGCCUCUGUGGGCCACACCAGGCCCCAAGUCCUCCUUUCGCCCCCCAAUGGUGGGGCUGGGUGGGGCCUCUGUUCCCAAGGGGCUUUCUUCUUUUUCCGCUAAAACAGGGGCUUCAUUUGUGAGUUGGAAGGGUGUCAGGCUCUUUUGGGAAAGCAAGGUUCUGGCUGGUAAGGAGCUUUCUGCUGUGCCGGAGAGCCUGAAGUAGCUGCUCACAGGAGGCCACUGGCCCAGAAACCCCCUUGGCUACAUUUUGGCUUCUAGUGCUCCCUUUCCUCCAAUGUGACAGUUAGAUGGAGCUCCCUUUGCCACCUGCCUCAGCCCCUGAAAAUAAGGCUUUGUCAUCGCUAGCUCUGCAUGUUGAUUGUAGCAAAAGAACAGAGAACUAUUUCUGGCCAUGGCUGUUUCCGAUUCCCUCUUUGCUGCCGGGGGGCGUUUCUGAUGGGCUGCUGUCUCCUCUGGGCAGGCUUCCAAUAUUGAUGAUGUCUUGAGCCACCACACCAGCUUCCUGGACAACUGCUUGAAGGACUGCAUGCUCACCAACCCAGAGCUGCUGAAGAUCUUCUCCAAAAUGAUGUCUGUCUGCGUCAUGUUCACCAACUGCAUGCAGGUGGGCUCCCUCUUGCGUCCCUCUGUGCCACGGGGAGCGAGGGGCACCCCCUGAGUGCGCCAGCAUGCUCUGGGCUCAUGCCUGCCUUUGUCCCACCCACCAGAGAUUAUCCAACAGCAUAAAGCUAGACAAUGAGCUGGGACGCCUGACGGUGGAGCACGGGACCAUGAGGGGGCCCCCCACUGAGCAGGAGCGCACAGAGGAAUCCUCCCGGAAGCAGCUGGCGAACAAGGUAGGGGUUCAGGGGAGGGUGGAGGUGCCUCUUCAUUUGCAGAUCCCAGCCCUUCGCUAAGGAAAGCACCUCAAGUGUGGGCAGAGCCCUUCUCUCGUGGUGCUGAGCACUAUCUGGCUCCUUCCCAAGUCCUUGUGCUCUCCAGGAAAUCCUGCCCCAGGAUGAACCAUGGCAGCAAGGCCAGGGCCGCUUCCUUGCCUGCCCUCCCUUCUCCCUUGUGAGCCUUAACUCUCUCUCUCUCCCCUCCCCCCACCUCUGCAGCUGUCAGCAGAGCAGGCCGGUACCACGCAGGUCACCUCUGGCUUCGAGGCCACAAUCAACAAGUUUGACAGCAAUUUCUCAGCCCACCUCCUGGACCUGCUGGACAAGCUGAGCAUCUACAGCACCAACGACUGCGAGCACAGCAUGAUCAACAUCAUUUACAGGUGAGCAGGGAGCAGCAUCUCUUGGGCAGCUGGAGGGAGCCUGGGGCUCGUGUGGAGGCUCUGUCCUCCUCCCAGCAUCAGGGCAGCUGUGCAGGGAAUGGCGCCUGCUUGGCCAUGGCAGGAAGGAGGAGGUUGGACUCUGCAGACCCUGCUCUUCUGCUCUGGCAGAGGGACUUCCUGGUCACGCUCCUGUGCUGCUUCCACCCUCCUCUCCCUCUCUCUCUCCGCCCCCAGGUUGGACUUCAACGGCUUCUACACGGAGCGGCUGGAGCACAUGUCUGCCGAGCGGAGCCAGAAAGCCGUGCUGCAGGCGGGGCCCCCCAGGCCUCUGGUGGCCACCCAGUGACCCCCUUUCCUCUCCCCAGGGGCUGCACCCAGAACUCCCCACAUAAAUUUAGCACUUUUAUUGCGUAGGUAGCCUAGAACUGCAGCAACACACUCCCGCUGCAGCCGCCGUUGCUUGUCCAUAAAGAAUUGUGGCGUUUCUGGAUGCAUCUACUUUUUCAACGCAGCUGAACAAUUUGGUGUAUUUUACUUGACAUAAAGAAUACCUGUAAGCAGUUCCUGAAGUCCUGUCAUGUGACACAGGUGGCGGGAGGGAGGCGUUGAGGCCUAUGAGAUGGUGAUGGAGCCAAAGGGGGCACAGCAAGGCCCCAUCCCAUAACCUUGGGGCAGCCCACACUGCGUCCUACAUGCUCUGUUGGGAAAGAGGGGCCUUUCCAUUAGACUGUCUUAGUUGUGGGCUUGCUAAAGAGGACACCCACACCAUAUAUUGAAAGCUCCCUUGUAACACCCCAACACACACACACCUGCAAGGAGGGAAGCUUCUUGCUUGUUCAUAUGGCAUUGGCAGUGCUGCUGCAACCUGCCUUUUUUGGAGCUGAGAAACUUGGCACUUCAGACUCACUCUUCAACCCCCCCCCCCUCCACUAGCUUUCUGCGGGGGAGCGGGGAGAGAAACUAAUCUGCUCUGGCGAAAUGCAGUGUGUGUGAGAUGAAGAGCAGCUUGUUAAAGGCUAGAAGGCAACCAUUGAGAUGCAGCACAGAUACAGAAGCCACAGGAAAAGAUUAUGAAAAUAACUUUAUUUUCCUUUAAUCCAAAGUUCAACAUUUUGCAUAUCUCUCUCUUGCUUUUUUGAAAUACAAGCCAUACAAAAAAAGCCAGGAAACACUUCCAGUCAGCAGGUUUACCUUCCACAAAUGCAUUUUUAAGUUCUGAAGCAAAGUCUGCCCACCAGUUUAAUCCAGUUUAUAAUUACAACCCAACAAAUGUGUCCCCACUUCUGCACACGCCCUGGCAUCGCGGUUCAUUCAACCUGGCCAUUGGCCCCAGCCUUUGGGCAUCUCUGCAAGGAGCAUCCGGUACCGUGUUGUGGGGUGGGCUCCACAGAGGGGCAAUGCCCCACCCAGGGGACAGAGAGAAAGAAGCAAUGAUCAAGCAGCGCAACACACCCACACCCAAGGGAGCUUGAAAGUACUACCUGGAGGAAGGUUUUGAGAGAGGAACACUCUCCAAAAGGACAACAGAUGCUCCUUCAUCACAAGCAAACCCUGCAAGGAGGCUUGAAGAGCAGCUUUCCAGCAAAACCCAUGACCAUGCAAGCACCAGUGGUAAAAUCAGAUUUCCCCGCCCCCAUUUUGCUGUGUCAAAGUUGUCCUCACAGGAGGUCUGCGGUAGAGUCUACCCUCCACGGACUUAACGGCUGAGGUCCUCCAGAGCACCCCCCCCACCCCUCCUCUGUGGGGCAGAUGCAGCAGCCAUAAAACUCCCAUGAAAGCUGGCCCUUGGGCUGUGGAGGACCACGCAACUUCAAGGACGGUUUGUGCUGCCCUGAAGAAGGCAGAUCUGAGGCAGCCAGUGAGUUGCAGUUUCAGAACACGGAGCAGACACGACAGCUGGUGCAGCAGAGGCAUCAAGUGGCGGUUGCCGUGGCAGAGCUGGCUCCGCCUCCCCCGUGCUGGAGGCGCAGCUUCCCUGCUUUGGAGAGGAGACGGCUGUCUCUAGCAGUCCUCGCCUCUGCCGGCUCAAAGGCGUAAGAGCCCAGAAAGAGGUUCGGGGGGAGGCUGCUGCCAAAGUAGAGCUUGCUGUUGGAGGCCACGGCCUGGUACCUCAUCAGCUCCAGGAAGGCAGGUGUCAGUUUCAGCUGCACAGGGCAGGGGGAGAGAGGAGGAGAACGAAUGAGGCAAGGAUUUCUGUGCCAUGAGCAUCCACGGGAUACCCACAGUGCAGCCAUCCUUCCAAAUGAGCAGGAGUUCUGUGUUUCUGAGGCAAAAUCCUUUUCCUUCUCCCAGAGGAUGGCUCAGGAUCUACCCCCAGCACACACACGGGCAGCCAAGAGUCAACACCCACCUUGUUCGAGGCAGCUGCUUUCUGGGCCAUGUAGAAGUUGGCGUCAGCCUUCGCCUUCUCUCGCGCCAAGAAAGCCGUGUCUGCGAAGGGACCAAGGAAGGCAGCUCAGGAGAGAGGAGGAUCACCAGGGUGCCCCAUGGGGAUACGGCCCUGGAAACCCACAGGCCCUGCAGAUCUGUUUUUCAGGCUCAAGCAAUCUGAGCCAGUGAACACAAGUGAAUCUGGAGCAAAGGAGCCCCUGCCUUGGGCCACCCCCAGUGGCAUCCACAAGGCAUCAGUGCUCAACUAUGGCCAGACACCCAGGCUGCACCCGGACUUGGCUUCUCAGUCCCCAGAAGACAGGCAAAGUCCCAGUGCUCUGCUUGGCUGCAGGCAAAAUGCUUGUGGGUAGCACAGUCAGAGACGCAGGGUUAUUUGGCUCACAGCUUCUGCUUUGCAGGCAGGGAGGAGGUAGAGGUAAGGGCUGCAUAGCUACCUUCAAGCUCAGAAAUUUGCUUCUCCAUCAAAGUCUCCAUGACCCUCUGCUGGCAAUGAAUCUUUGCCACCUGAGCGGCCUUCUCUGCUUCUGUGAGGAGAGAGCAGUCAGUCAAACACCAGCAGCCAAGGGCACCAAUGCUCCAGACCCGGGCAAAGCCGAGCCCCACAGCCAGCGCUCCAGGACUCCCGAGAGGCAAUCUGUGGCAACAGCGCUCUAGCAGCAGGCAACCAAGAACCCCAAAGGGCCCACAGGCCUGGCUUGCGACACAUCGUCACUGGGACCUCACAGGCCAUGUCCUCUUCUCAGAAAGGCCCUGCUGGGCCUGGGGAAAGACGACACUCUGGCCUCUGCCAGAAGUGAAGCGGUCACCACAGGCCCCUCUCCAGUCUCUUGCUCCAGGCUGCCUUUGCAACCAGGCGCUAGCAACUGUUUGCCAUGUCAAGCAAUAAGCUACACAGCUGCCACAGGAUUCUCGUUCCGCAUUUGCCAGAAACUGAUCUUUUAUUGCAGCAGCCUCCACACUUCAGAACUCCCUGUCUAUUGACACCAGGCAGGUGCCUUCAUCACUGUGGCCUUUUUGGCGCCUGCUAAGAAUAGUUUGUUUAAGACAAGCCUGCCCAAAAAAUGUAAGAUGUUUUAUCCAUUUUUAGCUUACUGCUGGUUUCAAUUCUUAUCUAAUUGUUUUAAAUAGCUGUUUUUAACUGCUUUUACUGUUUUUUUCAUUUUAUGCAUUUCAUAAACCACUUUAGGGUUUUUUAACAAUCACAUGGUAUAUAAAUUGUAUG